AAAGUACACAAAGUCAUUUCUAGAAUGCUCGAAGAAAACGAAAAAUAUAGACUCAGGCUGAAAUGCCAACAAUUAUCUAGUGAAAACUCAGAUUACACAAGAUGAAUCUUCUCAUCAUCUUCUGGUCUGGGAAGAAAGGCACCAGGAUGGUGAAGCUGAACAGUACCCCCGGCGAGAAGGGCGCCAAGCCGCCCUCGGUGGAGGCCGGCUUCCAGACCGUCCCCCUCAUCACCCCCCUGGAGGUGAAUCACCUGCAGCUGCCGGCUCCGGAAAAGGUGAUCGUGAAGACAAGAACGGAGUAUCAGCCCGAACAGAAGAACAAAGGGAAGUUCCGGGUGCCGAAGAUCGCCGAGUUUACGGUCACCAUCCUGGUCAGCCUGGCCCUCGCGUUCCUCGCCUGCAUCGUGUUCCUGGUGGUGUACAAAGCCUUCACCUACGACCACAGCUGCCCGGAGGGCUUUGUCUACAAGCACAAGCGCUGCAUCCCGGCCUCCCUGGACGCCUACUACUCGUCGCAGGACCCCAGCUCCCGGAGCCGCUUCUACACGGUCAUCAGCCACUACAGCGUGGCCAAGCAGAGCACCGCGCGUGCCAUCGGGCCCUGGCUCUCGGCCGCCGCCGUCAUCCACGAGCCCAAGCCGCCCAAGACCCAGGGCCACUAGGGGCCACCGCAGCCCGGGGGAGGGGGCAGGGGGCCCCCGCUGGCUAAGCCAAGCUCCAGUUACCAGACAAGGCUGUUCCCCUGGGGUGGGGGGCGGGGGGCUCCCCUGAACUUCCCUGCGCUGGCGUUGUCCAAAUCGCUUUCUUUUCGUCCCUGGUAUUGUCGCUUCUCCCCGAGUCAGGCUCGUGUACAAAGGCAUGUUGCGUGUUGACCGUCCCCAUGUAAGACAUGUUCAAGGCCACUGC
Molecule: messenger RNA, 906 nt
Organism: Eptesicus fuscus (big brown bat)
Lineage: Eukaryota; Metazoa; Chordata; Mammalia; Chiroptera; Vespertilionidae
Gene: NSG2
Product: neuronal vesicle trafficking associated 2
Exons: 6
Coding region: 102-662 (186 amino acids)
Biological process (GO): endosomal transport; clathrin coat assembly; G protein-coupled dopamine receptor signaling pathway
Cellular component (GO): membrane; endosome
Molecular function (GO): clathrin light chain binding
Source: RefSeq, a predicted model, not a curated record